This is a messenger RNA of Brienomyrus brachyistius, 2997 nucleotides long. RefSeq names its product high-affinity choline transporter 1-like. Lineage: Eukaryota; Metazoa; Chordata; Actinopteri; Osteoglossiformes; Mormyridae. The record is from RefSeq and is a predicted model, not a curated record. Gene Ontology annotation, cellular component: plasma membrane. Gene Ontology annotation, biological process: acetylcholine biosynthetic process; choline transport; transmembrane transport. The coding region runs from base 778 to 2415 and encodes 545 amino acids. Gene Ontology annotation, molecular function: choline:sodium symporter activity. The transcript has 10 exons.
CACUGGGUCCAGUUGGGGAGGCAGUGCCAUCAGCUCAAUGUUCAGGCUCCACGAGGCCCUGCUGGGGCAGUGCAGGUUCAUGGUGCCUGGGCCUUGCAUAUACCUGGUGGGGUAAUGAAAUUGGUUCCCAGUACUUGUCCUGAACAGCGCUCUGUGCUGUUCUUUUUGAGCCUUUGAAGACGGGCUUGCCCUCUGGGCUCUUGGCCUCUCCUUGCCUUGUUCAGGUUAAUAGGAAUGCAGCUUAUGUUCCUGUUAUGUAGGGACAACUGAGGUCCUCCUUUACCCCCGAAUUAACCUUGGUUCAGUAUGCAGCAUUCAUAUUGUUAGUUUACCAGCUGGAGUUACUGAAGAUAGAUCCUCUGUGUACAGCUACUGUCUCUUCUCUCAAGCAGAUAUCAGUUUUGUACAGGAUAGGGUAGGGCCAGUGGAUUUAUCUGAGCAGGAACAGCCCGCUGUUCAGUCCUUGUCGCAGAAGUAUAGCACUGUCUUUGCUGCCGAUAGUGACGUGGGGUGUACCGCCUUCAUUUCACAUAUCCCUAUUGUAAAUGCUGUUCCUGUGUGGCAAAGGUAUCGGCGUAUUCCUCCAUCAGAGUACGAGUUGGUGAAGGAUCAGUCGCCUUCUUGAGGCUCAGCUCGUUCUGCCACAAUCCAACGCUGAGACUCCGGGACUAUAUGCUCACAUUUGGCUGCGGAUGGUUGCGGUUGGUGGCAUUCCACCAGAACAGGAGAGGGCAGAUGUAUUGCAACAAAAAACAAGCAGUGGAGUGAAACGGAAAAAUGGCAGUGAAUGUUCCCGGCCUGCUCUCUGUGCUGGUGUUCUACCUCGCCAUCCUGGGCACAGGGCUGUGGGCCUCCAAGAAGGCUAAGAAGGAGGAGAGGAAAUGCAAGGCCAACCGCAGUGAGGUCACCAUGGUGGGAGGGAGGAACCUCAGCCUCUGGGUCAGCAUCCUGACCACCACUGCUACGUGGGUUGGAGGAGGCUUCCUCCUGGGCACUGCUGAGGUUAUCUACCUCCCUGGUAGGGGUCUGUCCUGGGCCAUUGGCCCCAUCGGCUACAGCCUCAAUCUCAUUGUAGCGGGUCUUUUCUUUAUCAAACCGGUGCACAAGAAGAACUACGUGACCGUGAUGGACCCGUUUCAGGAAAAAUACGGGGACGUGCUGACCAGCGUCCUCUUCAUCCCCUCGGUGCUGGCGGAUGUCUUCUGGGUGGCCUGCAUCCUCGCUGCUCUAGGAGGGACGAUGAGCGUGAUCCUGGACAUCGCCUCCCACUGGGCAGUCAUCCUCUCGGCGGUGGUGGCCAUCCUGUACACGCUGCUGGGGGGACUGUACUCGGUGGCGUACACUGAUGUCGUUCAGCUCUUCCUUGUGUUUUUGGGGCUAUGGCUCUGCGUGCCCUUCAUUCUGGAGAGCCCGGCGUCGGUCAGCAUCCUCUUCACGGCCGUCCAUGAGGUGUUUCAGGUGCCCUGGCUGGGCAGCCUGCAGCUGCAGGAUGUGGGCAUCUGGCUGGAUGACCUGCUGCUGCUGACCAUGUCAGGGGUUUGCUUCCAAGCCUUCUACCAGAGAAUCCUGGCCACCGGCAGCGUGGCCAAGGCCCAGAUCACGUGCUUUGCUGCCGCGGCCAUCUGCUUCAUCCUGGCCAUCCCGCCCAUCCUCAUAGGCGCUGUGGCCGCCUCCACUGACUGGAACCAGACCAGCUUCGGGCUGCCCGCCCCGUACCAGCAGGGCAAAGCUGGCAUGAUCCUGCCCAUCGCCCUGCAGCAUCUCUGCCCACCGUUUGUGUCCAUUGCCGGCAUCGGCGCCAUCGCUGCCGCCGUCAUGUCAUCGAUCGACUCUGCUCUUCUGUCUGCCUCGUCGCUGUUCGCACGCAACGUCUACAAGAACAUCAUCAGGAAAAAGGCCUCGGAGAGGGAGAUUGUGCUUGUCCUGAAGGUCUGCAUUCUGGUCUUCGGCCUGUUGGGGGCGAGCUUGGCCAUGAGCACUGGCUCUGUGUACGUGCUGUGGUUCAUGAGCGGCGACAUCAUGUACUCGGUGGUGUGCGCACAGCUGCUGGUAGUCUUCUUCCUGCCUCGGCACACCAACAGCUAUGGCUCAGCGGCGGGCUUCGUCACAGCUCUGCUGCUGCGCGGCCUGGCAGGGGAGCCGCUGCUGGGCGUGCCCGCCCUGCUCGGCUUCCCGGGCUGCCGUCUGCGUGACGGCAUCCUCGUGCAGGCCUUCCCUUUCCGCACGGCCAUCGUGCUCCUGACGCUAGCCGCCAUCUUGCUGGUGUCCCGCCUGGCCGCCGCCCUAUUCUCCAGGGGACUGCUGUCGGAGCGUUGGGAUGUCUUCAAGCUGAGGCAGAAGGACGGCGCCACCUUGAAGGAAGUGACUCUGAAGGAAGCGGCCGAGGGCAGCAGCCCGAACGCGAGUUCAGAAUGAUGCAGCAGACCAUACGCACAGCACUGUACCGUCUCAUGGAGGAAGGGCAGGAUCUGCAUGUGCCUGUACUAAACAAGGGUAAACUGUACUAUAAGCCAUACUAAUCUAUACUACAAACUAUACUGAAACUUACUAAAUGUUACAGCACAUACACUAUAUUUGCCAGUUACUCACUUAACAUUUACUAAAAACACAGUAUUUUUGUAUAACAUGAAUUUACAAUGUGUUCACCAUUUGAGUACCUUUAUUACCAAGAAAAUGUCACAUCUUUGAUUCAUCACUCUAACUCUAAUGCUAACCACCUCCAGCAGUUAUAACAGCAGAGAAAAUUUGAGGUUUUCUUUCUACAAGAGCUAGAAUUUGCCUAGAAUUUAGAAUACAGCCUAUAAUCUGACUCUGCCAACACCACACAACCAGUUAACAGGCUGUCAGACAUGUACUCUUACAUACUCUUUCCACGUUAUAAAGGACACUUGUUUUAUUUGACUUAUAUUUUCAUUUAUAGUUGUUCACUCAACUUUCCAAAGCUAACAAGAAUAAAAAAAUCUGCAGUUUAUCAAAUAAAUGGAAAAGUAGUAAAUA